Molecule: messenger RNA, 3774 nt
Organism: Nymphaea colorata (pocket water lily)
Lineage: Eukaryota; Viridiplantae; Streptophyta; Magnoliopsida; Nymphaeales; Nymphaeaceae
Exons: 20
Coding region: 530-3370 (946 amino acids)
Biological process (GO): transcription by RNA polymerase III
Cellular component (GO): transcription factor TFIIIC complex
Molecular function (GO): protein binding
Source: RefSeq, a predicted model, not a curated record
UCUCCUGUUCCUCCCGUUGGUCGAGUUCCUUUUCUUGAUCUCCUUUCGCCGACGGCGGAGGCUUCCGCAAAUUCCGGGCUCAGGGGAAUUGCAGGGUUGUUAGAAGCGUGACAAACGACAAACGUACGCCUCAGGGCGUUUCCUCCCAAAACUCCUCGAGGCAUUACGUAAGGCAUUGAACGCGCGAGUGCCUGUUCCUCUUUUUGAUCUCUUUUCGCCGACAGCAGAUGCUUCCGCAAAUUCCGGGCUCUUCUGGCCCGGGGAAUUGCAGGGUUGGUAGAGGCGUGACAAACCUCAGGGCGUUUUGCACUCGAAACUCCUCGAGGCGUUAGUGUAAAUCACUGAAUUGUGUGAGUGCCUGAGGCGUAUUGUUCAAGUACAGUGCCUCUCGAGUAUCGACUCUCUCCCUCUUUCUCUGCUUGCCGUGCGCGUCGUAAAGGAUUUCAACCAGCGAAAGAUACAGAAAUUAACGAAGGGUAGAGGAGUAUCGUUUCUCUACUCAGAGGAGUGAGCAGCUGCCGUCCAACUUAUGGCUGACUCGAACAGGUUGCCUGGAAUCUAUUGGACAUCAGAACAGAGCAGCGUGCACGUUAGGGAUGAAGGGGAAGAGGAAGAUAUCACCAUACCUGUCAGGGAGAAGGAUUAUGAGCAAGAAGGCCAUGAGCAAGAGGAAGGAGAAGAUGGGGUGGAUGAGGAGGAGGAAGAGGAGGAGGACGAGGAAUGUGGGGAUGAUGAUGGAUACACACUCCGAUUUCAUGGAGAGAUGGACCCCAUGAAGUUUGCAGAGGAGGACGCAUCUGGAGCUCAGCCCUAUGAGCAAUUUGAGAGGCUCAAGUGUGAGGCAUUGGCUGAACGGGAACGCAAACGCAAAGCCCUAGAUAGUUGCUCUAAUGAAGCAGGAAAGAAAGCAAGGCAAGAAGGUUUUUUUGGUGCAAAUAUUGAUGAAAUAAUGGAAGCUGUGGAUUUCAGUUCAAGGCGAAGAUCUAGACAGCCUAAGAAAAGGGGACGAAAGAAGGGUUCAAAAAGUAAACUUAGCCCUGAAGUGAUGGAGAAGCUUGGGAUAGCCAAUCUUCAUUAUGCAUUUGGCCGUUUUGAUGAGGCAUUAAAUGUGUUAAAGGAAGUUGUAAGGCUGGCACCCAACUUAGCAGAUUCCUACCACACGCUUGGCCUUGUAUACAGUGCAAUUGGAGACAAGAAAAAGGCACUGAACUUCUACAUGAUCGCUGCCCAUUUAACACCCAAGGAUGCAUUUCUUUGGAAACGACUCGUUGACUGGUCCAUGGAACUAGGAAAUAUGGGACAAGUUAUUUAUUGUCUUUCAAAAGCAAUAGCAGCAGACCCAGAAGACAUGGGCCUUAAGUUUAAGCGUGCUUCAUUAUAUAUUGAACGAGGUGAUUAUCAAAAGGCAUCCGAGUCCUUUGACCAAAUAUUAAGAAUGCAUCCUGCAGAUGUUGAAGCAUGUAAGAUGUGUGCAAAGAUGUACUGUACAUUUGGCCAGAAAGAGAAAGCGGUUGAGAUAUUGGAAAGAUACGUUCAAGAUCAUUUUGCAGCAGCUGAUUUAAAUUUGUUUAACUUUUUAGCUACCUUGCUUAUGGAAGAUAAGUUUUACCAGAGAGCACUUGAGCAUAUUGAGCGCGCAAGGUCAGUCUACUGCUUGAAGAAGCUACCUUUAUAUCUAAGUGUGAAGGCUGGGAUUUGCUAUGCAUAUCUUGGAGAAAUUGAGAAAUCUGAGAUGCUUUUCAUGGAUUUGCAAAUGGAAAAUGUUGGUGGUUGUGCUGACUUACUAUGGGAAGCUGCCAAUGCAAUGAUGAGCGUUGGGCGUUAUGAGUCUGCACUCAAAUAUUUAUUGUUGCUAAAUGAAAUGCCUGAGCAUAGCAGUGGGCCUCUUUACCUAAAAAUUGCUCAGUGUUAUCUACAUCUAAAAGAAAAUGAGAAAGCUGUUCACUUCUCAUAUAAAGCCGUUGGUGUCAUGGAGGACAGCAUAGAUGCACGGUUGACUUUAGCAUCCUUACUCUGUCAAGAGAAUAAAGAAGAUGAAGCCAUUUCUUUGCUUAUUCCUCCAGACUCUCUGGGACCAACUAGUAAUGAGCCAAGUGUUACAGACUCAGUAGCUUGGUGGAGGAGCACUGACAUACGAAAAAAACUUGCAAAAAUUUAUCUUGGAAAAGACAUGCUUGCUGAAUUUGUUGAUACAAUUUUCCCAGUUAUUCAUGAAACACUGUUGAUUGAAAUCACAAACAUGAAGGUCAGAAUGCGGAAGAAGCUUCCAAAAAGUGUUCUUUCAGAAAGAGUAAAGUUGUUAGAUGUUGAACAAAGCGAUGUCAUAUUUCGUGGAUUCAGACCUAUUGCAUCCUCAACGGACAUGACAAAAGCCUCCAGAGCACGGAAAAAGCUCCAACAGAUUGCGGCUGAAAAGGAAGAAAAAAGGGCUGCAGCUCUGGCUGCUGGGCAGGAAUGGCAAAGUGAUGAUUCAGAUGAUGAACCUCAGCAGCAAGCAGUGAGAGAGCCUCCCCUUCCCAACCUCCUCAAGGAUGAUGAGCACUAUCAAUUACUUGUAGAUCUUUGCAAGGCAUUGGCAUCUUUGCACCGUUACUGGGAAGAAUUGGAGAUCAUUAACCGUUCUCUCAAAGCUGGUGAACACAUUUUGCCUGCUGAGAGAAAGGAAGAACUUCGAACGCUUGGUGCUCAAGUUGCAUAUAGGACUAGGGACCCAACUCAUGGGUAUGAUUAUGCACGAUACAUGGUUCAAAAACAUCCAUACAGCAUGGCAGCAUGGAAUUGCUACUACAAAGUUGUUUCCAGGAUGGAGAGUCGGUUUUCAAAGCAUAGUAAGUUCUUGUUGUCGAUGCGGGGAAAGUACAAAGAUUGUGUGCCCCCUAUUAUGAUUUGUGGGCAUCAAUUUUCGAUGAAUAGCCAGCAUCAGACAGCUGCUAGAGAAUACUUAGAAGCAUACAAGUUGCAGCCAGAUAACCCGUUGAUCAAUCUCUGUGUUGGUACUGCUCUUAUCAAUUUGGCGCUUGGCUUAAGAGUUCAGAACAAGAACCAGUGUGUAGCACAAGGCCUUGCAUUUCUUUAUAACUAUCAACAUCUUUCUCAAAAUAGCCAGGAAGCCUUGUAUAAUAUAGCGAGGGCAUUUCACCAUGUUGGUUUUGUGACAUUAGCAGCUGCAUAUUAUGAGAAGGUCCUUGCAACACAUGAGAAAGACUACCCCAUUCCUAUGCUUCCCAGUGAAGAGGAAGGCCUCGAAAUUGGAAUGAAAGGAUACUGUAGCCUUCACAGAGAGGCUGCAUAUAAUUUGCACUUAAUCUACAAAAGCAGUGGAGCCUUAGAUCUUGCCAGGCAGGUCUUGAAGGAUUAUUGCAGGCUUUGAUGCACGGCAUGCACAUAAUUUUGAGAACCUUCUAUCAUGUACAUAGUAAGAUAUUUUCUGCAAGACCAACAGGAGACAUGCACACAGAGGCACCCUCACACUAAUACAGGCGUAUGUUGGACGACUAUUUGACAGAUUGCUCGAGAUAUAUGGAAAUUAGUAAUGCUUCCUAUUCGCUGUCUUCAGUACCCGCAAAGAUCCAGAAGUGUGCGCUACUUAUGUACAACUGAUGGUAAUUACAAAAGCUAGCAUUUUUGUACUUAAUACCCAUAAUAUAUAGGUGAAGUGCUUGGUCAAAGUGAUGUUUUAUUUAUAGCAAAACAGGCUACAUAUGUAAACAUUUCUAGGAAUAGCUGUAAGUGUUUAUUAUGAAAUAAAGAAAAUCUUUCAUGCAUAUAACGUGA